Heterotrigona itama is the source of this 690-nucleotide messenger RNA. NCBI's taxonomy places the organism in Eukaryota, Metazoa, Arthropoda, Insecta, Hymenoptera, Apidae. The record is from the annotation of a GenBank genome assembly.
AUGUCGGAAGUGCGGGUACCAGGCGGAGACCUUGCCCCACGUGUCACUGUGGCCCACAUUCGGCCGCUCGGCAACAACGCCAUUGUCGAGAGGCUUGCCUCCAGGCUUCCCGGGGGUGUCAGAAUAAACCAGUGCGUCCCGGGCGUCGACGGAGAUCUCGCGGCUCUGCGGCCCGACUUAGUUAUUACGCACGAGCCGUCGAGAAUCGUUGUCAUAAUUGAUGUGACCGUUCCAUUCGACAAUAAAUUCGAGGCAUCAGAAAGGGCAAGGCUAGAGAAAAUCAAUAAGUACAAGCCACUCGCGGAUACAUUAAUUAGAAACGGUCACAUCGUCCAUGUCGACGGCUUCGUCGUAAGCGCCCUAGGCACCUGGCACUCAAAUAACGACCGUAUAAAUGCACUGCUGCGCGCCCUAGGCACCUGGAACUCAAAUAACGACCGUAUAAAUGCACUGCUGCGCAUCUCGCAAAGAUACGCCUCGCUAAUGCGCAAGCUGAUGAUCUCGGAGACUAUCGCGUGGUCCCGAGACGUGUACGUGGAACACGUUUCGGGCACCCGACAAUACUGCGUGCAGGAGUUAACCGCUCGGGAAGCGACACUCUCCACGAGCACGCCCGCGAGCUCGCCCGCGCGAUCGAACACCUUCGCGACAAACACCUCAACGAACGUCUGUGAGAUCAUAGCAGCGUAG